UGGUGCGUCUUCUCUGGUGGUUUUGAACCAGACUCAGCAGCUUGAUGGGAUUGGGAUAAGGAAGAAAAGUAUCAUAGGUAUCAAGAACAUCAAUGUAUAUGCAUUUGCACCGACUCAAAUAACAAACGUGCUGUCUGAGCUCAUGAGCGCUGCUUACUGCCACUUUGAUCUGAUGUGCUCUUCUCCAUCCUCAGACUCCAUUAUUCUGGCCUGGGGUUCUGGCGAGGAUGGACAGUUGGGCACUGGCAACUCUGAGGAGAAAGAAUGGGUCUGCAGUGUUAAAACUCUGGAGGGAGAGAAUGUGGUGGUGGUGGUCGCUGGUAGCAGGAAUUCUCUUGCAAUCUGUGAUGAUGGGAGGCUUUUUACAUGGGGUUGGAACCAGAGAGGCACCUUGGGCCACCCUCCAGAAACGAAAACUGAGAGCAUUCCCAACCAGGUUAAAUCUCUGAGCCAUGUGAAGAUUGUUCAGGCAGCAAUUGGUGGGUGGCACUGUUUGGCUGUGGAUGAUCAAGGCCGUGCCUAUGCUUGGGGUGGCAAUGAAUAUGGGCAAUGUGGUGAGGAACCCGAGCGCAAAGAUGAUAAUAGUAAGGCUUUGAGAAGAGAUAUUACAAUUCCUCAACGUUGUGCCCCCAAGCUUUCUGUUUGCCAGGUUGCUGCUGGAGGUACACAUUCUGUGGUGCUUACAAAUGAAGGACAUGUCUGGACAUGGGGUCAACCAUGGCCUCCAGGAGAUAUAAAACAGAUUUCUACUCCUGUAAGAGUGCAAGGUUUGGAAAAGGUGAGGCUGAUUGCUGUGGGUGCAUUUCAUAAUCUGGCACUUUUGGAGAAGGGAACAUUGCGGGCAUGGGGAAACAAUGAGUAUGGCCAACUGGGGACUGGUGAUACCCAACCAAGGUCACAACCAAUUUCUGUUCAAGGGCUCUCUGACCUUGCUCUGGUUGAUAUUGCUGCUGGAGGAUGGCAUUCUACUGCACUGACAGACAGCGGAGAGGUGUAUGCUUGGGGAAGGGGAGAACAUGGUAGGCUUGGUUUUGGUGAUGACAAGAGCAGUAAAAUGGUUCCACAGAAGGUCCAACUUCUUGCUGGAGAGGUUGUAGCUCAGGUCUCUUGUGGAGGCACGCACUCAGUCGCCCGUACAUGUGAUGGCCGGAUAUACUCGUUUGGGCGAGGGGAUCAUGGACGUUUGGGAUAUGGAAGGAAGGUAACUACAGGGCAUCCAAUGGAAGUACCCAUAGACCUGUCUCCACCAAGUAAUGCAGAAAAUACAGAAGGGAGCUGGUUUGUUAAACUUGUGGCGUGUGGAGGGCGGCAUACUCUCGCUAUUACCUCCUGGACUAGUGAAACUGAGGCAUCAGCAUCUGAAUCGAAUUAAUAGUAGAUACUACUGUUUAGUUACAAUUCACAUGAGGGAACAUCAUAUGAGAAAAUAGCCUUUGGAUUUUGAGGACAAAUUGUUUUUGCCCCAAAAAUAGCUCACUUUGUGCUAAAAUGAACAACUGUCAUAAAAUGACAGUAAUGCAUAAGUUGUAUCGUGUUCCCCUUCUUCAGACAGUAGUAGUUUCUUGUGA
Messenger RNA from Amborella trichopoda, 1568 nucleotides. RefSeq names its product ultraviolet-B receptor UVR8. NCBI's taxonomy places the organism in Eukaryota, Viridiplantae, Streptophyta, Magnoliopsida, Amborellales, Amborellaceae. The record is from RefSeq and is a predicted model, not a curated record.